Messenger RNA from Kogia breviceps (pygmy sperm whale), 2647 nucleotides. Its product is annotated as fatty-acid amide hydrolase 1. The record is from RefSeq and is a predicted model, not a curated record. Gene Ontology annotation, biological process: fatty acid catabolic process. Lineage: Eukaryota; Metazoa; Chordata; Mammalia; Artiodactyla; Physeteridae. Gene Ontology annotation, molecular function: fatty acid amide hydrolase activity; amidase activity.
GAGGUCGGGCCGGAAGGGGGCGCCGAACCGCUGCUACGCUCGAGCUUCCGAGGGCGCCCAAGGGAAUCGGGUGCUCCUCCCGCUCCGCCUGGCCCAGUGCGUGAGGACUUGGGGAGCGGUCCUAGCCGAGCUGCCGCGCUUGACCUUGACGGUUGCGCUUUACCGGCCUCUGGCCGGCUGCCAGGCAACAGCGCGCCGCCCCGCGUGUCUGCGGCUGCGGCACCUCCCCUCCCUCCCAACGGUGCAGGCGGGCGCUGGAUCCCAGGUUGAUCCAGGCCGGGUUUUGCGGCGAAGUCCGCGCGUGCUGAUUCCUCAUCGGUUGCCCUUGGCUGCGGUCGGCGACGGGAGACCAUGGUGCUGGGUGAACUGUGGGCCGCGCUCUCCGGCCCCUCCGGGGCUACCCUGGCUUGCUGCUUGGUGGCGGCGGCCUUGGCCCUGCGCUGGUCCAGUCACCGGACAGCGCGGGGCGCGGCGGCCCGGGCACGACAGAGGCAGCAAGCGGCCCUGGACACCAUGGACAAGUUGGCGCAGCGCUUCCGUCUCCAGAACCCUGAUCUGGACUCAGAGGCACUGCUGGCCCUACCUCUGCCUCAACUGGUACAGAAGCUACAAAGUGGGGAGCUGUCUCCAGAGGCUGCUCUCUUCACCUACUUGGGAAAGGCCUGGGAAGUGAACAAAGGGACUAACUGUGUGACUACCUACCUGGCAGACUGUGAGACUCAGCUGUGCCAGGUCCCAAGGCAGGGCCUGCUCUACGGCGUCCCUGUGAGCCUCAAGGAGUGCUUCAGCUACAAGGGCCAGGACUCGACACUGGGCUUGAGCCUGAACGAGGGGGCGCCGGCAGAGUGUGACAGCGUGGUGGUGCAGGUGCUGAAGCGGCAGGGGGCCUUGCCCUUCGUGUACACCAACGUCCCCCAGUCCAUGUUCAGCUAUGACUGUGGUAACCCCCUCUUUGGCCAGACCGUGAACCCAUGGAAGUCUUGCAAGAGCCCAGGUGGCUCCUCAGGGGGUGAGGGGGCCCUCAUUGCGGCUGGGGGCUCCCCGCUGGGCUUAGGCACCGACAUCGGAGGAAGCAUUCGCUUUCCCUCUGCCUUCUGUGGCAUCUGCGGCCUCAAACCCACAGGGAACCGCAUCAGCAAGAGUGGCCUGAAGGGCUGUGUCUAUGGACAGGUAGCAGUACAGCUCUCGGUCGGCCCCAUGGCCCGGGACGUGGAGAGCCUGGCGCUGUGCCUGCGAGCGCUGCUGUGUGAGGACAUGUUCUGCCUGGACCCCACCGUGCCCCCCCUGCCCUUCAGGGAGGAGGUCUACACAAGCUCUCAACCCCUGCGUGUGGGGUAUUAUGAGACUGACAACUAUACCAUGCCCACCCCGGCCAUGACACGGGCCCUGCUGGAGACCAAGAAGAGACUCGAAGCUGCUGGCCACACGCUGGUUCCCUUCCUGCCAAGCAACAUACCCCAUGCUCUGGAGACCCUGUCGACGGGUGGGCUGUUCAGUGACGGUGGCAAGAGCUUCCUACAGAACUUCAAAGGUGAUUUCGUGGACCCCUGCUUGGGAGACCUGAUCUCAAUUCUGAGGCUGCCCAGAUGGCUUAAAGGACUGCUGGCUUUCAUGCUAAGGCCUCUGCUCCCAAGGUUGUCAGCCUGUCUCAACAGCAUGAUGUCUCGGUCAGCUGGAAAGCUCUGGGAACUGCACCACGAGAUUGAGGUGUACCGUCACUCUGUGAUUGCCCAGUGGAGAGCAGUGGAGCUGGAUGUGCUGCUCACCCCGAUGCUGGGCCCUGCUCUAGACUUGAAUGGCCCAGGCAAGGCCACAGGGGCCGUCAGCUAUACUCUGCUCUACAACUGCCUGGACUUCCCUGCUGGGGUGGUGCCUGUCACCACGGUGACCGCCGAGGACGAAGCCCAGAUGGAGCAUUACAAGGGCUGCUUUGGGGAUACCUGGGACAAGGCGCUGCAGAAGGCCGUGAAGAAGAGCGUGGGCCUGCCUGUGGCUGUGCAGUGCGUGGCUCUGCCGUGGCAGGAAGAGCUGUGUCUGCGGUUCAUGCGGGAGGUGGAGCGACUGAUGACCCCUGAGAGGCAGCCAUGCUGACUGCCGCUGCCUGGCCCUAGAGGGCCUGUGACCCACUGGAGCCACGCCCAGCGGAGUCAGGGCACAGCCCCCACCGUGGAGGAAGUGUUCAGCCUGGGGGAGAGGCUUCCAAGCCCCUCCCCCUCGCCCCUGCAAGAAGCCCAAACCCUCUGAGUCUGGACCUUGCUCCCUCCCCUGUUCCCCUCCCUGCCCUGACACCCCCAACAUGGCAGCCAGUGGGCAUGACAUGGGCGAAGGCCCACUAACAGUCAAGAAUCAGUUCCUGGUCUGUGUCCUUUCUGGAAGUCAUCGUUAGGGCACUGAGGGUUGGAGACCCGACCUUCUAGAACCUGACUCCAGCCACAUCCGUCUCCCGCUCCAAAACCUCCUCUGGUUCCUGUCACUCGCAGGAUGGACACACGCUUCUCAGGAUGGGCGAUGCGGCCCCAGCACUUCACACCCACCCCUCCCACCCCCCUUAGACUAAGCCCUACUUUGUUAGACAUUGUCUUUUCUCUUCUCCUUGCCUCUGUUGGGAAUGCCCUUUCUGUUCCCCUGCCAUUAAAUCCUCUGAGGC